AUGAAUCCACAUCAGUUGCGCGGCUAUCCAGAAUCCCAUCCGUACGACUACAACGUCCACUCAUCACCGUCCACGCCCAACAUGUACUCGCCAGUCUUCCGGCCAAUGUACCCGGCCUACCACUAUCCAGGCCGCUUCACAGUGGAGCCAGCACCAGCGGCAGCCGCCGACGAGGAGCACGUGGACCGCAUGGUCAUGUACGAGCAGGCACAGCGCUACCUCGGCCGCAUACAGUAUCUCGAGGAGGAGAUCAACCGCAAGAAGGAGACCAUCGACGGUCUGCAGUUCCAGCUGUCCAAGUACGAGCAGGAACGCCAGGACAAGAAGAAGCAGAGCCGCUAUUGGACGCCAGAGGAGCACCAUCGCUUCUUGGAGGCGCUCAGCAAGUUUGGCCAUCGCGAUGUCAAGUCCAUCGCGGCUUUUGUUGGCUCUCGUAACUCUACACAGGUGCGCACGCAUGCCCAGAAGUACUUUCUGCGCAUCGACCGCGAGCGUCAGCGCAAGUUGGAGAACAAGGACUCGGCAUUUGACAGAGACGACAAGAAUGACACUGACUGGCUCCUGGACUAUGACGAGGAUGGCGGCAGUCCCAACCUCUCGCCAACCAUGAUGGGUAGCAACCCAUUUGGCAAUAACAUUAGCAUUGGCGCCGGUGUUGGCGGUGGUGGUGGCGGCGUUGGCGCUGGAGGUGGCGGUGGAGGUAUCAGCUCCCCAAACAUCAAGAGAAAGCGCGAGCCCGUCUUCAUUACCGCGGCACAAGCCAAGAAUGCCCUCCUGUACAAAGAACAAGUGCUGGCUUCAUUGCCACCAACAUUUACCGCAGUUGACUAUGAUCACUUCUCAAGAGGAUUGAUAUCCUUCAUUGACCAAGAAGAUACACAUACUUUAUUUAAGCUGCUAAAGGAAAACUUUAUUCAAAGCCACUCAAUCGAGAUGAUUGAGAUGGUCUACAAGGCCUUCCAAGGUGCCGUCAACAAGAAGAAGGACGGUCCAUCACAUCAGAGUCCACUAUGUUCGCCAAGAGGCAACAACAAUAGUGGUAACAACAACAACAACACAAACAACAGCAAUAACUCAUCCACUUCCACCUCAACAUCCACAUCAAAUUCCAAUUCCAAUACUUCUUCUUCAACAACACAACAACAACAACAACAACAGCAACAACAAUCCAAUUUCCACGCCCAGGUGAAUGGCGUGACAUCCACCAACUCCAAUUACAACACACCCGAACCAACCUCACCGACUCACCUCUCGCGAUCACCAAGCUUUGGCAAGAAGACGCCGAGAGGCCCACCACCACUCAGUAUUAAGCACGAGCUGCUGCCGCAGCAGUGCUCGUCGCCAUCUUCGAUGUACAGUCCCAACCUGCCGGCCUACAUGACGGCUGGCUCGCCCCAGAUGAUGAUGGGUUCGCCAUUUGGCAACCUUUGGCCACCCAGACCGCCACCCUACGACUACCGCCGACUCGACCACAACGGUUCGAUGGUGAAUCCCUACUUUAGCAUGCACCAUCCAUCGCCAUUGAUGAUCAGUGAGAAUGCGCCUCAGCAGGUGCCGCCAGCGCCGAUCAACUCGGAUGACCCAUCGCCACAGAUGCAUCCGGGCGGCGGCUGGAUGUACCCUGGCCAGGGUGGCCAACAGAUGGAGGGCCAUCCCUCUGCACAAUGGAGCAUGAGCCAUCAGACGUCACCCUACCAUCAUCCAGGCAUGCAAUCGUCCAACAUGGGAGGACAUCCAAACAAUCAUCCAUCAAACCAUCCAUCAAACAUUGGAACCAGCGAGGAUUAG
Messenger RNA from Acytostelium subglobosum LB1, 1788 nucleotides. RefSeq lists its product as hypothetical. The record is from RefSeq and is a predicted model, not a curated record. The transcript has 2 exons. The coding region runs from base 1 to 1788 and encodes 595 amino acids. Gene Ontology annotation, molecular function: DNA binding. NCBI's taxonomy places the organism in Eukaryota, Evosea, Eumycetozoa, Acytosteliales, Acytosteliaceae.